Nezara viridula (southern green stink bug) is the source of this 1184-nucleotide messenger RNA. NCBI's taxonomy places the organism in Eukaryota, Metazoa, Arthropoda, Insecta, Hemiptera, Pentatomidae. The record is from the annotation of a GenBank genome assembly.
CCAGAGUCCGUUACACAACCCACUAACUCAUGGAUACCUUCCAAGUCACUCACCUCGGAGGAAAGGAAGAAGUACGAGGCUAGCAGUAUGGAAUUGUGAAAGUGAAACAUGUGAUGUUAGGAACUUAUUAUAAAAAUAACUGUGAUGGUGUAUAGUUCAUCAAGGGGCUAAAGAAAAUGAACAAGAGAUCAAACACAAAAUCAUUGAUCCAUAAAAGCCUGAAAAAUGGACAGAAUGGACAAUACAAUCUGGAAGAGAGCGGCGAGGACAGUGGGACUUGCAGCGAUAACGAUCAAAGGAGUUUCGUCAGGGAGGAUGACGUCACGUCCGACUUCAGCGAGAACGAACUCGAGAUGACAUACGCUCAUCCGGACUCCUUCUUCAGAUUCCACCUGUCUGAAAAAAACCUUGAUGGCCACGACCACAAGCGAGCUGGCUGUCAAGACAUGGACAUUACAACUUUUGCAGGCAGGAAGUGUGUCGGUCUCGACUUCUCUACUAUUAAAAGUUCUCGAGGCUCCAUCAGGGGAGUCAAGAACAGGGUUCGUGCUGGUAUUGCUACUUUCCUCGAAAUGAAAGAUAGCAAGUCUUGGCAAGAACGAGAAGCAGGUAAGGUCGUAGUGUACACGACAACAAUGGGUGUGAUUCGUGACACCUUCCAACGCUGCCUUAAAGUUCGACAUAUUUUGAGGACUCAUUUAAUAAAGUUCAUUGAGAAGGAUGUCUUCAUGAGCAAAGAAAUUCAAAACGAAAUCAGAGAGAGGAUGGGAAUGACGACUGUUCAGUUACCACAAGUAUUUAUUGAAGGAAGACAUUUGGGGGAUGCGGACACAAUUGAAAAACUGAAUGAAUCUGGAGAACUCAGAAACAUACUGAAACCGUAUAAAAGUUCCGAUGUGUGUAUUACCUGCUCAAUUUGUGGAGGAUAUCAACUACUACCAUGCAACAUGUGCAAUGGGAGUAAGAAGUCAGUGUAUAGAAACCAUUUCAAUUCUGAAUUGAUUGCUUUGAAGUGUAUGAACUGUGAUGAAGUUGGACUAGUUCGAUGCUAUGCUUGUUAAAAACCAAAAAAAAAAAAAUACAUAUUUAUAUGUAUAUAUAUGAUGUAUAUAUACGGCUAAAUAUAUAUAUGUGUAUAUCAGUAUAGUUUAAGAGUAUAGAAGAAAUAUGUUUGUAUAUUUGUA